AAAGAUUAAAACCACUUAUAAGGCUGGGCCGUUGUAGUUAAGGUCAUCACUUUUAAUCUUUCUUUAAAACAUCCACUCAACCAAGCCAAGCCACACAACCUCCAACAAUGGGCAAGCAAAACGACGACUCCUUUAAGCUAGUCGGCUUUUCAAACUUCGUCCGCCACAACCCAAAAUCAGACCGCUUUAAGGUCAAGAGGUUCCACCACAUCGAAUUCUGGUGUACCGAUGCCACCAAUACGGCACGUCGUUUCUCCUGGGGACUCGGCAUGCCCAUUAUUGCUAAAUCCGAUUUAUCCACCGGCAACAUGGUUCAUGCAUCCUACCUUUUACGCUCUGGUGAACUUAAUUUCCUCUUUACGGCGCCCUAUUCGCCUUCCGUUGCUGGCGAUGAUUACAAAGACACUGCUUCUAUCCCAACUUUUAGCUACGAUUCUUGUCGGGCCUUUGCUAUAUCUCAUGGCCUCGCUGUGAGGUCAGUUGGUGUUGAAGUUGAAGAUGCUGAGAUUGCUUUUAAUACGAGUGUGGACCACGGUGCUAAGCCCGUUUCUUCUCCUAAGAUUCUCGACAACCGUGCUGUUAUUUCCGAGGUUCAUCUCUACGGCGACGUCGUUUUGCGAUAUGUGAGUUACAAGAGUGGGAAUAAUUUUGAUUCUUGUUUAUUCUUACCCGGAUUCGAACGAACGGACGAACUUUCGUCGUUCCCGUUGGAUUACGGGAUCAGACGGCUUGAUCACGCGGUGGGGAACGUGCCUGAACUGGGCCCUGCUGUUUCUUAUGUGAAAGGAUUUACUGGGUUUCAUGAGUUUGCUGAGUUUACAGCGGAAGAUGUUGGGACGAGUGAGAGUGGACUGAACUCAGUGGUUUUAUCUAGCAAUGAUGAAAUGGUGUUGCUUCCGAUGAAUGAGCCAGUGUUUGGGACGAAGCGUAAGAGUCAGAUACAGACUUAUUUGGAGCACAACGAGGGAGCUGGGUUGCAGCAUUUGGCUCUUGCGAGUGAAGAUAUAUUCAGAACAUUAAGGGAAAUGAGGAAGAGAAGUGGAGUUGGUGGAUUUGAGUUUAUGCCGUCACCACCGCCAACAUAUUACAAGAAUUUGAAGAAUCGUGCUGGUGAUGUGUUGAGUGAUGAGCAGAUUAAAGAGUGUGAGGAAUUAGGGAUUUUGGUUGAUAGAGAUGAUCAGGGUACUCUUCUCCAGAUUUUUACUAAGCCUAUUGGUGAUAGGCCAACUAUCUUUAUAGAGAUAAUUCAGAGAGUGGGAUGCAUGCUCAAGGAUAAUGAAGGGAAGAGUUACCAAAAGGGGGGCUGUGGAGGCUUUGGGAAGGGUAACUUUUCAGAGCUCUUCAAGUCCAUUGAGGAAUACGAGAAGACGCUCGAAGCCAGAAAAAUUGAAGCAGCAACUGCAUGAGCAAUUAUUAUGCACUCAUCUUCAUACUAUAAUACAGUGAAAUAAGGUUGUCUCUGCAGCCAACUUGGUAUUAUUAUUUGAAAUAUUGGUAUGAAUAUAGAGAUCAUGUAAUGCAUCAUGGUUUGUAAUUGUUCCUACUGCAAACUUACUGGAAAUAAUGUACUCAAAACUGCAUAAAAAGUAAUUAGUUAUUUUGUACACACUGUGUUCUGUGUUUAAA
Messenger RNA from Pistacia vera, 1626 nucleotides. RefSeq names its product 4-hydroxyphenylpyruvate dioxygenase. The transcript is spliced from 2 exons. Bases 108 to 1406 code for a protein of 432 amino acids. Gene Ontology annotation, molecular function: 4-hydroxyphenylpyruvate dioxygenase activity. Lineage: Eukaryota; Viridiplantae; Streptophyta; Magnoliopsida; Sapindales; Anacardiaceae. The record is from RefSeq and is a predicted model, not a curated record. Gene Ontology annotation, biological process: L-tyrosine catabolic process.